AUGGCUUCCAAGCUCUCGGUUGCUGUUCUCCUCCUUUGUGUCGGAGUGUGCGUGGCUCGCAACAGCGACUUCUCCAUCGUCGGGUACUCGGAGGAGGACCUGUCGUCGCACGACAGGCUCAUCGAGCUGUUCGAGAAGUGGCUAGCCAAGCACCAGAAGGCGUACGCGAGCUUCGAGGAGAAGCUGCACCGGUUCGAGGUGUUCAAGGACAACCUGAAGCUCAUCGAUGAGAUCAACCGGGAGGUGACCAGCUACUGGCUCGGCCUCAAUGAGUUCGCCGACCUCACCCAUGACGAGUUCAAGGCCGCCUACCUCGGCUUCAGCCCUGCCACGGCUCGCCGGAGCAGCAGCCGGAGCUUCAGGUACGAGGACGUGUCUGCCCAUGACUUGCCCAAGGACGUCGACUGGAGGAAGAAGGGCGCGGUGACGGACGUGAAGAACCAGGGGCAGUGCGGCAGCUGCUGGGCCUUCUCGACGGUGGCGGCGGUGGAGGGGAUCAACGCCAUCGUGACGGGCAACCUGACGGCGCUGUCGGAGCAGGAGCUCAUCGACUGCAGCGUCGACGGCAACAGCGGCGGGCUCCACACCGAAGAGGCCUACCCGUACCUCAUGGAAGAAGGCAGCUGCGGCGACGGCAAGAAGAGCGAGUCCGAGGCGGUGUCGAUCAGCGGCUACGAGGACGUGCCGGCAAAGGACGAGCAGGCGCUGAUCAAGGCGCUCGCACACCAGCCCGUCUCCGUCGCCAUUGAGGCCUCCGGCAGGCACUUCCAGUUCUACAGCGGGGGGGUUUUCGAUGGUCCGUGCGGCGCGCAUCUGGAUCACGGGGUGGCGGCGGUCGGGUACGGGUCGGACAAGGGCAAGGGCCACGACUACAUCAUCGUGAAGAACUCGUGGGGAGCCAAGUGGGGUGAGAAGGGGUACAUCAGGAUGAAGAGGGGCACCGGCAAGGGCGAGGGCCUCUGCGGCAUCAACAAGAUGGCCUCCUACCCUACCAAGGACAACUGA
This is a messenger RNA of Triticum turgidum subsp. durum (durum wheat), 1005 nucleotides long. The record is from the annotation of a GenBank genome assembly. NCBI's taxonomy places the organism in Eukaryota, Viridiplantae, Streptophyta, Magnoliopsida, Poales, Poaceae.